UCUUUACGGCAGGCCGCAUUUCAUGCCUCCAAUAUGGCGUCCCCCAUGUAGGCACUGGCUGUGGUGUCUACCGUAGGUGGCCAGUGUAGUUCUGAGCAGCCACUAGGGAUAUGCCAGUCUGCGCUGCAGAAGCAGCAAACUUUACUCCUGGCUACGGCUCUAGAAAGCCACACUUCUCUGAGGGUUUGGAAUUACCGUUUCCUUUUAGAUUCUAAAAGUUUCUCCUCAGCCCUUGUUUGUUUCUUGUGUCAUUUCUGGACACCUUUCUCAGGUCCCUGACCCUCUCAGACUUAAACUAUGAGCCUCCGGCAGCUGCUGUUGCGCUUGUCCGGUUAUCUCGGGGCUUCUGGUCCCCCAAAUCGCCACUGGUGGUACUUCAGAUCUCUCGACACCAUCUCCUCGGUAGGCUCCUGGCGUGGUCGGUCCUCCAGGUCUCCAGCCCAUUGGAACCAGGUGGUGUCAGAGGCAGAGAAGAUCGUGGGUUACCCCGCAUCCUUCAUGAGCCUCCGCUGCCUGCUGAGCGACGAGCUCAGCAACGUCGCUAUGCAGGUGCGGAAGCUGGUGGGGACUCAGCACCCACUGCUUACCACUGCCAGGGGCUUCGUGCAUGACAGCAGACAUAACCUACAGCUGCGGGGCCUGGUGGUGCUGCUCAUUUCCAAAGCGGCGGGGCCCAGCACUAGGAACUCUUCCAGUCAGAACUACGACAUGGUCAGUGGGAUAUACUCAUGUCAAAGAAAUUUGGCAGAGAUCACAGAACUUAUACAUACUGCUCUCCUGGUGCAUCGUGGGAUAGUAAACCUAAGCGAAUUACAGUCUUCUGAUGGACCACUGAAAGACAUGAAGUUUGGAAACAAGAUAGCUGUCCUGAGUGGAGACUUCCUCCUAGCAAACGCCUGUAAUGGACUAGCUCUUCUACAGAACACCAAGGUUGUGGAGCUCCUAGCAAGUGCUCUGAUGGACUUGGUGCAAGGCAUCUACCAGGAAAACUCUGCUUCCACCCAGGGAAAUCCUAUCCCAGAUGACAUCAGAAUAUCGACCUGGAAGGAGCAGACUUUCCUAUCCCACUGUGCCUUGCUAGCGAAGAGCUGCAAGGCCGCCAUGGAGUUAGCGAAGCAUGACGCUGCGGUCCAAGACAUGGCGUUUCAAUACGGAAAGCACAUGGCCAUGAGCCACAAGAUAAAUUCUGACCUCCAGCCUUUUAUUAAAGACAAGGCCAGUGACUCUAAGACUUUUAACCUAAACUCGGCACCCGUAGUCUUACAUCAGGAGUUUCUCGGGAGAGAUUUGUGGAUUAAGCAGAUUGGAGAGGCUCAAGAAAAAGGAAGGUUGAACUACACUAAGCUGCCAACCCAGCGUCAAGUACCGCUACCCGCUCAGUGCUGGAGGGAAGGCUGCCACCUACUGACCUGCAGGAAUUCCUGGGCAUGCCGGGACUGGUGCAGAAGCCUCAGACCACACUCUGGUUUGCCAUGGCAACUUACAUGCAUGUCCAAGAGAAGACGAUAUGUUGACUGCUCUAGCUUAGAAAAACAUCUACAAACGUCUGCGUAUUUUCCCCAUCUGGAGCUGAGCGUAUGCCUGCAGUUGAGCCCCACUGCUCCUUGAAAGAAGCCGCUGCUAAAAGACCAAGGCAGAUGGUAUUUCUACUGCUUCAGGCAAAACAUGGCACCUAUGGUUCGACUUUCUACGAUUUCAAUUUUUUAACAUUUUCAAGAUGGCUUGUUUAAAUAUCUCCGCCGCAGAGACACAGACUUGUCCCCCGACUCCUUUUAAGCCAUUGUUCCAGCUCUACGAAUCUCAUUUGCUCAGAACCACGUCUGAGGCGCUGUGCGGUCGGCCUUCUGUUCGCGCUCUCCCGGGAGCCCGAGUGUAGUGAGUGCUACGCUUGCUGAUUUACACAGAGACCGUGGGUGCUGGCUCCUUCUCCACUCCCCCUGCUUUAACUCAGUCUGCAUUUCUUGUCGUUGGCUGUGACUCAGUACAGGAGUGUGGUUUGUUCUGUUCCGUUUCCCACUUUUUGAGGCAUUCAUUCCUGCUUUUAUUAUUUGUGGGUGAGAGAUGUGUGAGUGCAGACACGUGCACGGCGCACACCUACGUGAAGUUCUGAGGGAUAAGUCCUCUCCUUCCAGGGUAGGAUCCAGGAUUGAAUUCAGGUUGUCAGGAUAGCAUUUUACCCACCAAGCCAUCUCUCCAACCCUGGUUUGUAUUUUAAGAUUUAUUUGUUUUAUUAUUUUAUUUGCACGCAUGUCUCACCUGCAUGUAUGUAUUACCACAUGGGUGCUUAGGGAGUUUGAUACCCAGGAACUGGAAUUACAGGAGGUCGUGGACCACCCAGUAUGGGUGUUGGGACUGGGAUCCUCUGGAAGAGCAGAAUGCAUUUGUGGGGGUGUGGGCGUUCACUGUGUAGCCCUGGCAGUCCUCGACUUACUCUGUAGACAAGUCUGGCCUCAAACUCACAGAGAAUCUCGUGCCUCUGCCUCCCGAGUGCUGAAAUUAAAGGUAGGCACAGAAUGAUUCAUGACUGCUGAGUCCCGAUGUCCUCCUGGGAGGGCACCCUAAACACAGUGCCUCACAGACGAGCGUGUGGUGGAGGAAGGUCCUGCAGAUACUCUCUUUAGGCUUGUUUUUCCCAGUCACAGGCAAGAGAGAUCCUGAGGAUGGCCGAUGGAGCUCAUGCUGUCUCCCAGGAUUGACUCCUGGUUCCAGGAUGGCAGGCUCCAGUCUCCUCUCGAGAACCAGUGCCUGGUGGCUGGUGCCCUCUUUUGCCCUCUUUUGCCCUCUUAACCCCCAGAAGUCCCUGAGCAUUUGCUAUUAUAAGACACAUUUGCAUAAAGUGCACAUUACCAGCAAAGAUGUGCACCAACAUUAGCAUUCACAUGAUCACGUCAGCACUGGCUUUGAGAGCGUCCCCCAAGGCUUGCCUUGUGCCCAUUUCUUCUCUCUAUUGUCCAUAAAUGCCUCGGUGGUGGUGUUACAAACCGAGUGCCAAAUCCUCUUUUUUUUUUUUUAAUUUGAGUAUUGAAAAGAAUAUAUACCAUAGUUGUCUUUAUACACGAGUCUGUCCAUUCACUCACUCGUGUGGUUAUUUAUUUCUGUGGCACCUUCCCCACACCCUAGCUAGCCGCCUCUGAGAAGCUGACAACGUUGGCACAGUUAGGUCCUCUCUUGUCUAAGGCAGAUGCUGCUCCUCCCAACCUGGGAUUUCGUAUUAGCAUCUCCCGUAAAAAAUUCCACACAGCAUCACUGCAGGCACGGAGUCUCCUCCAGGCUCCUGACGACGCCUUACCACUAGCUCUCCUCUUAAUGACUGAUGAUUAUGGAGACUGCCGAGCUGCCCUGACCUUCUCUGUCCUCUCUUGCUCCUGAAGGACUUGCCAUGCAGGAG
This is a messenger RNA of Rattus norvegicus (Norway rat), 3388 nucleotides long. RefSeq names its product decaprenyl diphosphate synthase subunit 2 (gene Pdss2). Lineage: Eukaryota; Metazoa; Chordata; Mammalia; Rodentia; Muridae. Gene Ontology annotation, molecular function: prenyltransferase activity; all-trans-decaprenyl-diphosphate synthase activity. Gene Ontology annotation, biological process: isoprenoid biosynthetic process; ubiquinone biosynthetic process. The record is from RefSeq and is a predicted model, not a curated record. Gene Ontology annotation, cellular component: mitochondrion.